Messenger RNA from Trifolium pratense (red clover), 2164 nucleotides. RefSeq names its product protein WHAT'S THIS FACTOR 9, mitochondrial-like. The record is from RefSeq and is a predicted model, not a curated record. Bases 400 to 1653 code for a protein of 417 amino acids. Gene Ontology annotation, molecular function: RNA binding. The transcript is spliced from 3 exons. Lineage: Eukaryota; Viridiplantae; Streptophyta; Magnoliopsida; Fabales; Fabaceae.
UAGAAGAACUCAAAGUAACAACAUUCUUCAUCUUCUUCAUUACAGUGCCGCGUGCGACGAACUCAUUAAGCAUCCUCCAAUAUUAGCAGAUGCAUAUCGUUAGUCCUCUAUCACUUCCAAUCUCAUUUUUGUCACUUUUUAAAUGCUUUACACAUCUUAUUGUUGUUCUCUCAAUACAUAGAAUCUCGAGAGAUUUCGUUCUAAUUAAUAAAACUUGUCAUUCAAAAAAUUUCGGAAUCGGGUAGUAUAAAAUAGUAGUAGUUCAUUGUAUGCAAUGUGUUGGAAUUAGAAAGGGACAAAUUGUGUAGUUGAUUUAUUUAUUUCAUGCAGAGGAAAAGACAAACGAAGGGUUUUAGUUUUUGACUUUGGUUAAUUCCAUUUUCAUGAUUGAACGAAAAAAUGAUGAAUAAAUUCAAAAAUGGUUUUCUUCCAUUGAUGAACCUUCAAUUUCAAUAUCGUGGCAUUGCAAAAGUACGUUUAAAAUGGGUAAAAAAUCGAAGCCUAGAUCACAUAAUCGACAAAGAAACCGAUCUAAAAGCUGCAUCACUUCUCAAAGAUGCAAUCAAACGUUCCUCCACCGGUUUCCUCACUGCCAAAACCUUCACCGAUUGGCAAAAGCUUCUUGGAUUAACAGUUCCCGUUCUCCGAUUCAUGCGAAGGUAUCCAACUCUCUUUCACGAAUUCCCUCACCUUCGUUGGAACUCUCUUCCUUGUUUCCGAUUAACCGAAACUGCACAAUUGUUAGAUUCACAAGAACAAAGCAUUUACACUCUUCAUGAAAAUGACACUGUUGAGAGACUCUCUAGGUUACUCAUGAUGACGAAAACUCGUACUGUUCCGUUACAGUCUCUUUAUCCUCUUAAAUUUGAUUUAGGUUUUCCUGAUUCGUUUGAGAAAACCCUAAUUCCUAAAUAUCCUGAGAAAUUUCAAUUUGUUAAGGCUUCUAAUGGUGUUUCCGCGAUUCGUCUGAAGGAUUGGUGUGAUGAAUUUGCGGUUUCGGCUUUGCAGAAGAGUAAUGAGUGUGAGAGUGAGAGUGGGACUGAUCAGUAUAGAGAGUUUAAGAGAGGGAAAACGGCGUUGGUUUUUCCGAUGAGGUUUCCAAGAGGUUAUGGUGGACAAAAGAAGGUUAGGUUUUGGAUGGAUGAGUUUCAGAAAUUGCCUUAUAUUUCACCUUAUGCUGAUUCUUCUAAGAUUGAUCCUAAAAGUGAUUUGAUGGAGAAGCGUGUUGUUGGGGUUUUGCAUGAGAUUUUGAGCUUGUGUUUGCAUAAGAAAACUAAGAGGAAUUACUUGAGGAGUUUGAGGGAGGAGUUGAAUCUUCCUCAUAAGUUUACUAGGAUUUUUACUAGAUAUCCUGGGAUCUUUUAUCUUUCGUUGAAGUGUAAAACGACUACUGUUACUCUUAGAGAAGGUUAUGCGAGGGGGAAAUUGAUUGACCCGCAUCCACUUGCUCGUCAUAGAGAUAAGUUUUACCAUGUGAUGAGGACAGGGCUUCUUUAUCGCAGUGAUGGAUCAUUGAAACUUGGGGAAGAUGCUUUGAUGGUUGAUUCUGUGGAGAAUGAUGAAAUGGGGGACGGGGAUUCUGAGGAGGAAGAAGUUGAAACAAGUGAUGAAUUCUCCAAGGAUGAAGUUUCAGACUCGGAUGAUAGUGAAUGAGGUUUUGUUUUCAAUAUGUGGAAUUGUACUUUGAAGAAAUUAUUUGCUCUCCACUUACCUGGGUAUAAGAAGUAAGGAAAGCACAACCCUCUAGAUGGUACAAAGAAGAUAGCUCAGCCAUACAUGAUAUAUCCAAUCUAUAUACAGCGUGAUCUGUGUUAUGAUAGAAGUAUAAGUUGUUUAUACAGUACUCUUUUUCUCUUCCUCGAUAUAAGGAAGCAAAAAAGGAUCGCGUACAGACACGGCAUUUCUUCCUUCUUUGGGCAUAGUGUCGAAUGAAAAUGGUAUGUAUUUGUGCGAAUGGCAUUUAGUUUAUCUUUUUAAGGCCGGCUUUGUUGAAAUUAUUUGUAAUUUUAUGUUGUACUAAUUGAUACAUUGAGAUUAGAAUAUUGUUACAAUUUUGUUAACAUAACAUUGACCAUUAGGACUGAUUUAUCGAUGUAAUAAUCUAUUUUACACAUGCACCUCAUAUAUAAUUAAUGGAAAAUGCUAUAUAUUGCGACAUUUUUAA